AUGGCUGCGGAUACGAAAACAUCUCCGGAUGGGACACCAUAUACCCUAUACCACAAUUACUAUUCCAUCUGCUCCAUCAUGAUGCGGUAUUUGAUGCGCAUUCGUGGUGAGCCCGCCGAUCCCGCCGUCAAAAUGGAUGUGAGAGAACAAAAUGUCGAUAUCUUCAGUGAAGAGCAGUUCAGCGAGGAGUACCUGCUGAAGGUGAACCCGAAUGGCCAGGUACCGGUGCUGGGAAGUCAUGCUGCAUUCCCCUUUCCACUUGCGCAAACGACUGCUAUCAGCGCUUACGUUUCGGAACGCUAUCCUGCUCUUAUGCCGGAAGCUCAUGCAGAAACCAUUCAAAAGUCCCUAAAGAAGAUGCAUGACCUUAACUUCUUCACCCUCUCCUUCCUGAAGAGUCCGAAACUUGCUUCUGGUUUUGCGGACACCGCGCUGAAACGACUGGCCAAAAGCGAUAUCAGUGAAGAGUAUCGCAAAGCGUUGGAGUAUAAGCUCAUGAUUCUAAAACGGGACAAAGUCGAUGCACUGCAGCCAGAAAAAAUUCAGAGCGAAGUGAGUAAGGCUACCACAUACCUGGAAGAGGUAGCAUCAUUCCUCCGACCAGAAGCCGGUCCUUGGAUGUUUGGGCAACAGAGACCCACGGCUCUGGAUGCCCAUCUCGUUGUGAUGAUAGCGAGACUGCAAGACGUCGGGCGCGGCGGCAUUAUUCCGGAUGCAUUGAAAGAAUAUGGCGAGAAGGCCAUGAGCACACCAGAAUGGAUUGAGGUAAUGCAAGGGAGGAGAACCAUGUAUGACGGGUCCGGGGCAGAACCGGGCCGUAAAGCUUAG
This is a messenger RNA of Fonsecaea multimorphosa CBS 102226, 828 nucleotides long. RefSeq lists its product as uncharacterized. The transcript is spliced from 3 exons. Bases 1 to 828 code for a protein of 275 amino acids. The record is from RefSeq and is a predicted model, not a curated record. Lineage: Eukaryota; Fungi; Ascomycota; Eurotiomycetes; Chaetothyriales; Herpotrichiellaceae.